AAACCAGCUGUCAAAAACAGAGAAGCAAAAUUGAAGAUGAAUGAUAAUAAUAACAACAAAAACUAGGUUUUAGUUCGCAGUUUAGUUAUGGUUAUUGUUUGUGUAUAUUGCAUUGCUGAAACCCUAAACAAGAAUGUGCUGUUAGUCUCAAAUAUUGUUUAAAAAUUGCAUGUUCAGUUGACAGUGAUGAACAAUAUUUACUUGCAGACAGUCAUCGUCUUGGGAUUAACAUGCGGACUUACUACUCCAAAGAAGCAACUAAAAAGAAACACAAUUCUAUAAAUGAUAAUUUUUACUUGAGGAAGGGAAACUAACACACAACAAGCAAAUAUUAGCAAAGCCUUCAUUCGCUAACUGAAUCUGCAUCAUCGAAAAACGGAAUCAGACAAAAACAACUGCAAUUAGUGAACCAACUGUGAGAACACAAGACUUUCAAAAUGCCUUCAGUAGUCUCGAAAUUCCUAGAUAAAAGCGAAAAGGCUUUUUCCAAGAACCAAUCGCUCUUAUCAACAGCAGUAAUAGGGACGGCUCUGGCAGCGUAUGCCUACAAAAUAGGAUAUCCUUUAGUCGAGAGCUUAAUAUUUAAGCCAAACAGGGAAAGCGAUUCUUUAAACAAUAAUCUAGUCAAGCCUAAUGGUAUUAAAAGUGCAGCAAACGGGGAAGUGAAAAGUGCAACGAAGAAACCCAAUGGAGUAGUGCAAACACAUGGAGAUCCGAAGACUAACUCGGCUAUUUCUAAGCGGAACCGACUGAUGACUGGUAUACCAAAUUUUAAUUUGGCUUUUAUACUGCAGUUCAUCAAGUUGGUGAGAAUUAUGAUACCGAGCAUUCUGUGUGCAGAAACGGCACUUUUAAGUGGCCAUACGAUAUUUUUGUUCUUGCGAACUUUCCUGAGUAUAUAUGUAGCCAAUCUGGAAGGCGCUAUAGUCAAAUUCAUAGUGAGAAAGGACCCCAACAACUUUGUAAAACAAUUAAUGAAGUGGUUUGCUGUAGCCGUGCCGGCUACAUUUAUAAAUAGUAUGAUUAGAUAUUUAGAGAGUCGAAUAGCCUUAAGGUUUCGUACAAGAUUGGUGGAACAUUCUUACAAACUUUAUUUUAAAAAUCAAAGUUACUAUAGAGUAACGGUGCUCGAUGGCCGAUUAGACAACUGUGCUCAGAGACUUACAGAUGAUAUAGAAACAGUCGCAAGCACGGUUUCUCAUCUAUAUGGACAAAUUACGAAGCCAUGUUUCGACAUACUACUUAUGGCCAUAGCAUUAGCAAAUUUAGUCAAGUCUAGAAAUUCGAAUCUGCUAAUUGGACCGGUUAUAAUUAGUGGGGUAGUUGUGGUGUCAGCCUUAGUUUUGAGACUAGUCUCUCCCCGAUUUGGUCAGCUUGUAGCUCAAGAAGCCGAAAAGAAAGGAUACUUGCGGCAUGUACAUGGACGCAUUGUAUCCAAUGCAGAAGAAAUUGCCUUCUACAAUGGUCACAAGGUGGAACAGAGCCAUUUGCGUAGCGCUUUUAGGAUUCUUACCCAACAUUUAGAGCACAUGUUUGCAGUCAAAUUGUGGUUUGUUAUGUUGGAGCAGUUUUUGAUGAAAUACGUUUGGUCUGGAACUGGUAUGAUUGUAGUUUCUCUACCUGUUUUCCUUCCCCAAGUCAUUAGGCAGGUUCGACCAAAAAAAACAAUUUCUUUCACAUCGCCUAAACAAAUUACUGCUAGUCAAGCCGAGCCAUCAACUUCGCAGAAUAGUGAAAUCUCUGAACCUGAAGACUCAGUUUCAGAAAGAACUCACUACUUUACUACUGCAAAGAAUUUACUUCUGACCGGAUCUAACGCUGUCGAAAGACUUAUGAGCAGCUAUAAAGACAUCGUUGAAUUAGCCGGACAUACAGCUCGCGUUGCGAAUAUGUUUUCCGUUUUGGAGGAAGCCAGCAAUGGCAUUUAUCACAAAACAGUAGUCGCAAAGAAAGAAACAAUUGGAGACUUUGAGGUUGAAUUUAACGGCGACCAACCUGUGGCUAAAGGUAAAGUUUUUGCCGCAACUCACAACGAGAUUAUUUUGAAGAAUGUACCAAUAGUAACUCCCAACUGUGAUGUCGUAUGUCCCUCUUUGAGUGUGAAUCUCAAAUCCGGUCAACAUUUACUUAUAACAGGACCAAAUGGCUGUGGUAAAUCCAGUUUGUUCCGAAUUUUAAGCGGUUUGUGGCCUGUUUACGGUGGUGAACUAACCACCCCUAGAAACUCAAUGUUUUAUAUUCCUCAAAGGCCUUACAUGGUUAUAGGCAAUUUGCGGGAUCAAAUAAUUUACCCAGACACAUACGCCGAUAUGAUUAACAAACAAAUAACUGAAACGGACUUGAGGAAAAUCAUGCAGAUGGUACAUCUGGAACAUAUUCUUGAAAGAGAUACGUUCCACGAAAUUAAAGACUGGACUGAUAUAUUGUCGGGAGGGGAGAAGCAAAGAAUGGCGGUGGCCAGGCUGUUCUAUCACAAGCCUAAAUACGCACUCUUAGAUGAAUGCACAUCAGCAGUUUCCAUCGAUGUGGAAAGUAACAUAUAUCAAACAGCAAUAGAUAUGGGAAUUACUCUGCUCACCAUAACCCACAGACCAACGUUAUGGAAAUUUCAUACUCAUAUUCUUCAAUUCGACGGUCAAGGCUAUUGGGAAUUCUCUGAAUUAAACUGUACAAGUCGCAUGGAUUUGAAAAAAGAAAAAGAUGAACUGCUACUGAAACCAAACAGUGACGAAAAGACUCAGAGGCUUAAAGAAAUCAAUAAAGAGUUAGGCGAAGACGACGUCUAGAAGACCUAUGGGCACAUUGCAAAAAGGCAAUUUUCUUUGUUGUGGUGAUAUGUAGAUAGUUAAAAUAAUUAGUGCAAAAGUUUCCAAAGGAGGAUAAGAACCUGGGUGGAUAACUUAUCGAAUAUCCGAAUGCAUUAACAGUUGAGCAUAACGACAUGCAAGUAAGUACUUACCAGUAGCGUACCCAGUUCUUAUGCUGGUAUUCUGGAACUACUCAAUUGACUUGCCAUGGUGUGAACUGUGUAUGUAUUCUAUUUAUGAUUUUUUACUUAACUAGCCUAUAGUUUUCCUACGUGAUGAUCAAGCAUCACUAUGUUUUUGUGAUUUCGUAUACAUAAAAUUCUAAUAUAUUUUGUGCCCAGUGCAAUUAAUGUUUAGUUAACGUAAGAACGAACAAAUGAGAUGAAAAAAUAAAUAUUUGUUUUACUAUGCCUUA
Molecule: messenger RNA, 3222 nt
Organism: Dendroctonus ponderosae (mountain pine beetle)
Lineage: Eukaryota; Metazoa; Arthropoda; Insecta; Coleoptera; Curculionidae
Gene: ABCD
Product: ATP-binding cassette sub-family D member
Exons: 13
Coding region: 438-2786 (782 amino acids)
Biological process (GO): peroxisome organization; fatty acid beta-oxidation; long-chain fatty acid import into peroxisome
Cellular component (GO): peroxisomal membrane
Molecular function (GO): ATP binding; ATP hydrolysis activity; ABC-type transporter activity
Source: RefSeq, a predicted model, not a curated record